Molecule: messenger RNA, 573 nt
Organism: Arabidopsis arenosa
Lineage: Eukaryota; Viridiplantae; Streptophyta; Magnoliopsida; Brassicales; Brassicaceae
Source: the annotation of a GenBank genome assembly
GCAUAAACUGAUGGCUAGAUUCAUGGGUUACAAUCAAAAUCGACAAAUGUUGGCUCUCUGCAUAACAGUAGCAGUAAUGUUUCUUGUUGUGAGAUCAGAAUUGAGUCAGGACAUAAAGGGAUGUCAGGAGGCCAUGUCUGAUCUCUACUCUUGUCUUCCUUUUGUCUCUAACAAAGCUAAAGCUCCAGACUCAACAUGUUGCAGCACACUCAAGGCAAAAAUAGACAAAGGGCAGACCAAGAAAUGUCUCUGUACUCUUGUCAAAGACAGGGAUGAUCCUGGUUUGGGGUUCAAAGUUGAUGCCAAUCGUGCAAUGAGCCUCCCUUCCGCUUGUCAUGUCCCUGCAAACAUAUCUCAAUGCCCAGAUCUUCUACAUCUGCUUCCAGAUUCACCAGCUGCUCAGAUUUUUAAGCAAUUCACUGAAUCUUCUUCUCAGAAUGUUGGACAUAAAGCGGUCACCACAAGUUCAAGCAUCAAAGCAAGAGACAAGAGUCAAUUUGGUUUAAUGCUGGCUGGUGCUCUCUCAGUAUGGUAUUUAGUGUAAAUCCUCUGUAAUACAAGUUGAUAAACACA